Messenger RNA from Suillus clintonianus, 1566 nucleotides. RefSeq lists its product as uncharacterized. The transcript is spliced from 4 exons. The record is from RefSeq and is a predicted model, not a curated record. Bases 248 to 1480 code for a protein of 410 amino acids. Lineage: Eukaryota; Fungi; Basidiomycota; Agaricomycetes; Boletales; Suillaceae.
CACAGUAUUCUCCUGUAUAAAAGACAUGCCCCUCAGCUGCUAACUCCUCAGCCCUUCUCUUUCCUUCGUUUUCACGGCUCACCCAGGUGCAGGCAGUACGUUCAUUCUUCCCCAUCCGGUUGUCUUCUACUAACCUCAUGACGCGACAGCCUAUUUUUGAAAACCCCGUACAUUCUCAUUAUUCUCAUUUUUAACAUACCUCUUUGAUUUUUACUUUUCAACGUUUUUAUAAUACUCAUCGUCCAUCAUGCGCUUCGCUACUCUCGUCGCUCUCGCUGUCGUCGCGUCAACCGUCCCUAGUCUCGCUGCCCCUGCUCCAUACUUCGCCAGCCGAGUCGCUUCCAACCUUGACAAUAGUACCGUCGAAUCAUCUUUAUGCAACGGCACCUUUCAUCACCUUAAUGGGACAGACAUCCUGCAGCAUGUCAACGACACCAUUCCUGAAAUCAAACAAUUCUGGGGUGGUCUGGUCGGCCUGACUGUCAAUGGGACAAGGACUAAUUCGUCCCUUACUUCCAAACGCGACAAUACCUCCGAUAUCGUCCAAGCCAUUGAAGCAGUGCUCAACGAGCUGCCCCCUACAAGGAAGCGCGAUACCACUGCAGACAUUGCUGCCGCGCUCCAGACUCUCUUGGACGUAUCUGGCUCUGUACCGAGUGAUGUUAAGAGAGAUUCAGCCUCCUCAGAUGUCGAAGACCGCAGUCUCAAUUUCUCGGACAUACUUUCCAUCAUCACGACCGGGUUCCAGAACGCCGGAAGCUUGGAGGGUGUCACCAAGCGUCAACCAUACUCAAUUCCCCCGGUGGAAGAGCGUAGCCUCCUUUCACCCAGUGCUUCGUCCUUGCUGAAGAACAUCGCGAAUGUCGUUAGCAUAGGAAUAGGUGCUGAUACCAUUGCGAACGCCUUUGGUGGGAGCGACAGCACCAAGCGGGACUUUGCUUAUGAUGGGGACUCCAUUACCCUGGUCGACGAGCGUAGCCUCCUUUCCCCCAGUGCCUCGUCCUUGCUGAAGAACAUCGCGAAUGUCGUCAGCAUAGGAAUAGGUGCCGAUACCAUUGCGAACGCCUUUGGCGGUAGCGACAGCACAAAACGGAACUUGGACCAAACGUUUGGUGGAAUUGGUGGAGUUGGAGGAAUCCUGGGUUCAGAAGCAGUCCAGAUGGAAGAACGCAGCCCCGCCAUUUCUUCCAGUAUCGGAAAUGCCCUGGGGAAGUUGGCGACCAUAGCUAGUGUGGGGGGCAACAACGGCAUGAGGCGCGACCUUGGCAUGGACUCGGGACACAAUCAUGACCAGAAGCGCGUCGUCUCCUCCGAUAUCGAAACCAUCCUCCAGCAGAUCGUAGCCUCUUUUGAGGGUGCUGUGGACCCAUCAGGAAGCACUUCUGCUUCUACCAAGCGUUCUACCGGCGUUCUAGGCCUUACGGAUAUCAUGACCCCGGAGCAACUUGAGGAGAUUUUGAACGAUUCAUAUUACGCGUAGUAUUUAUUGAUGCAUACAUUGGAGGCUAGUUGGAUACUUAUUAGCUAGCAUGCCGAUGCUAAUAGCAUUUGAGAUUGUGCGCGUUA